Macadamia integrifolia is the source of this 1397-nucleotide messenger RNA. RefSeq names its product GDP-mannose transporter GONST1-like. Gene Ontology annotation, cellular component: Golgi apparatus. The record is from RefSeq and is a predicted model, not a curated record. The transcript has 8 exons. NCBI's taxonomy places the organism in Eukaryota, Viridiplantae, Streptophyta, Magnoliopsida, Proteales, Proteaceae. Gene Ontology annotation, molecular function: antiporter activity; GDP-mannose transmembrane transporter activity. The coding region runs from base 357 to 1322 and encodes 321 amino acids.
CAGUCAAAGGAGACGCGCAAGUUUCUGGAAAAAAUUCCAUUUCUUUUUCUUAGUCUGCGUCUGUCCCACUUCAUCUUUGAACAUCAGGCUUAGAGUUCAUUCCCUCUUGGCAGUUUAAAAUUUCGGUUUCCUUGAUCACGUUUUUUCGCUCUCUGUUUUAAGGAUUCUCUGACUGUCUCUGCUUCUGUUAAUUUUCCCUUGUAUAGGGAUCUUCGUUCUCUCAAUUUUUCUGCAGUUAGUCAUGUUCUUGAGCUUGUGCUGCUGCGAUUCAGUUGCAACGAUUAUGGGUUUUCUGAGAUGUAGACAUGUUUGUGGAUUUCCUCCGUUGGUGAACUUCUUUUAAUCCUUCAGUAUAAAUGGGUUCAAGAAAUAUACCUGUAGGUGCUUCUCUAGAUUCUUCUGAUUCAGUUCAACAUAGGCAUCUCAUGGUGAUUGCUAAUAACUUGUUAAGAAACGGAGAAAGAAGCUUCACAAGCCGUGAGCACUAUGGAGUACUAGAUCAGGUGUCCAGUCCAGUAAGAAGAGAAGUGGUUAACAGACCAUCUUCUUCAAUGAAAACUCUCAUCGAUGAUGAAUUCGAUCUGGAAGGUGGAAUAGUAGAAAAAGAUAGAGAUGAAACACUACGAAGGACUAGGGUACUGAAAAUUCACAACCAGGCUGUACUGUCUGGUUUUGCGUAUUGCAUCUCAUCCUGCAGCAUGAUAUUGGUAAACAAGUUUGUAAUGUCCAGCUAUAACUUUAGUGCUGGGAUAUCUUUGCUGCUUUAUCAGAAUCUCGUCUCCGUGGUUAUUUUAUCCAUCUUGAGUUCUUUUGGCAUAAUAUCAAGAGAACCGCUUUCAUGGAGACUGAUUCGAGUCUGGUUGCCUGUGAACAUUAUAUUUGUUGGGAUGCUCAGUACAAGCUUUUUUAGUCUGAGGUACAUUAAUGUUGCUAUGGUAACAGUCUUGAAGAAUGUGACCAAUGUCAUAACUGCUGUUGGGGAAAUUUAUCUUUUCAAGAAGCAUCAUAACAGAAGAGUCUGGGUGGCAUUAUUCUUGAUGAUUGUUUCGGCAAUUUCUGGAGGAAUUACAGACCUUUCAUUUCAUUUAGUCGGCUAUAUGUGGCAGAUUACUAAUUGCUUUUUGACGGCAUCAUAUUCUCUAACACUACGGAGGGUCAUGGAUACAGCAAACCAAGUCACGAAAUCUGGAAAGUUGAAUGAAUUUUCAAUGGUCUUUCUCAAUAACAUUCUAUCAUUGCCUCUGGCAAUUCUGCUUGUUUUCUUGUUCAACGAAGUGGAUUAUCUCUCGAACAUCAGAGAAGGAAAUCUGUAUGGGCUAUGAAAAUUUGUUGCAGCAUUAGUAAUUUUCUUCAUUUGAAGUUAUUGGACAUGACCAAGUAAUUAUAGUUUUUUCCCC